Messenger RNA from Sitophilus oryzae (rice weevil), 1347 nucleotides. RefSeq names its product probable inactive peptidyl-prolyl cis-trans isomerase-like 6. The transcript is spliced from 8 exons. Gene Ontology annotation, biological process: protein peptidyl-prolyl isomerization. Bases 74 to 1309 code for a protein of 411 amino acids. The record is from RefSeq and is a predicted model, not a curated record. Lineage: Eukaryota; Metazoa; Arthropoda; Insecta; Coleoptera; Curculionidae. Gene Ontology annotation, molecular function: peptidyl-prolyl cis-trans isomerase activity.
AAUUCACUGUCAGACAGAUGACAGAUACUUAAUACAAAUAGAUACUUAUUAUUUUUAAAGUAAAUUAGAAGAAAUGUCGGAAAAAGACGAGGAAACAGUACCACAAAAAUUUUUAGUAGUCGGUAUAGUUACCAGUGAAGAUUUUCAAAAAUGUCGAUUUGCUGUUACAAAACUUUACAACAGUUUUCCAAAGGAAUUUGAAUCUCCUGAAAUCAGGCCAAUGUUGGAUGUGGAAUGGAAUGAUUUUAUUAAAAAGCAACAAAGGCGUUUGGGAAAUGGCUUAUGGGCCGUCAAAAAUUGUGUUGCAAUGUUCAUUAAUAAUCAGUUUCUGGGAGACUUUGAUGAUCUGUUUAGAUUCAUUUGGAAAAAAUGGAGAUUUGUAUUUAACCAAGAUUGGUCUGUCCUAGCUACCAACCACCUGGUGGCAUACUUAGAAGAAAAAGCGGAAAAUUAUAGGCAAUUUGUUUAUUUAACUAUCGCCAUUAAUAAACAAGUCAUAGGGUCGUUGCUGUUCGAACUUUACAAUGAUUUAGUGCCACUGACAUGCGAAAAUUUUCUAAAUCGAUGUAAUGAUGACGAAAAUGGAUACCUUGGUGCUCCUGUACAUAGAAUAGUUUUAAGAUCUUGGAUUCAGUGCGGUGGCUAUGACCUAACACCUAAAAAAAAAUCUUGUGAAAAUUAUGUAGUGCCACACGAUAGAAGAGGAGUUUUAUCAAUGUGUAAUAACGGACGACAUAAGGAUAACAGCACUCAAUUUUUUAUAAGCUUGGGCAAUACACCUUGGAUGGAUUACAAAUAUGUUGCUUUUGGACAACUGAUACAAGGUGACGAUGUUUUAAAAGAAAUUGAAAAGGUUCCUACUUAUUACCAAGCUCCCACUAAAGAUAUUAUGAUAGUGAAAUGUGGAGAAUUCAAAACGAGAUUCGCUUCAGUCCCAGAACACUCUCUUCUGCGUAUGAAACUACCCGAAGAAAUAAAGGAACCGAUGAAUAUUUUGAGUUAUAUUAAAAAGUAUCAUGAGGUGAUUGGUCCAGAGUCUGAUAAUAUUGUACCCGGUCCUGCUCCUUUGCCGAUUUUAAGGUUAUCCUGCGAGACUCUUUGGUCUAAGAGAAAACUGCUAGCUGGAGGUUAUACUUUAUCAAAGGAUUUGAUAAGUUACUGGCCAUUUAAGCAUUUGCCGCCAGAUGAUAGCGAUGAAGGCUUGGAAGACUACAAUAUAUGUGAACCGACCUUUAAAAACAUUGUUUACAGUAAAAAUAUGUGUUACCCCGAUGAUACAGAUUCAACAAUUUCUAAUAUAACAAUAUAAAUGUAAUAGUUUUACAAUCUAUAAUAAAAAAAUAAAAA